Messenger RNA from Ceratotherium simum simum (southern white rhinoceros), 1455 nucleotides. NCBI's taxonomy places the organism in Eukaryota, Metazoa, Chordata, Mammalia, Perissodactyla, Rhinocerotidae. The record is from RefSeq and is a predicted model, not a curated record.
AUGGGGCAGCGAUGUCAAGCCAGCGGCACAGGCACCACGAAGGGAAAGAAGAUCCAGCUCGAAAGAGUGUUUGGAUCUUUCUGGGGAACGUGUUUUGUACUAGGUAACGUAAUUGGCGCUGGAAUUUUAGUGGCCCCCAAAGGAGUGCUGAAGUACUCUUGCAUGAAUGUGGGGCUGUCCCUGUGUAUUUGGGCUGCCUGUACCCUAUUGACCAUGAUGACCUCUCUCUGCUCAGCAGAGAUAGGUACAACCUUCCCAUGCAGCGGCUCUAACCUCUACUUUCUCAAGAGGUGUUUUGGCAACUCGAUCUGUUUCCUGAGACUCUGGACAAGUUUAUAUCUGGGGCCAGGAGUAACCGCCAGCCAAGCCCUGCUUCUGGCCGAGUAUAGCAUCCAGCCUUUUUAUCCCAGCUGCUCUGCUCCAGAUCUGCCAAAGAAAUGUCUGGCACUGGCCAUAUUGUGGAUUGUGGGAAUUCUGAAUUCUCGCGGCGUGAGAGAGAUAACUUGGCUUCAGACAGCCAGCACCAUGCUGAAAACGGCCAUCCUGGGCCUUAUUUCCCUAAGUGGAGUGGUGUUGCUAGUCAGAGGGAGGAAGGAGAAUGUAGAAAUGUUUCAGAACGCUUUUGAUGCUGAAUUUCCAGAAGCCUCCCAGUAUAUAGAAGCUGUCUUCCAAGGAUAUUUUGCAUAUUCAGGCGGGGGAUGCAUUAUACAGAGAGCAGGGGAGGUGAAGAAACCCAGAGAGACAAUUCCAAGAUUCAUCUUUACUGCACUAGCUUUGGUGACUGUCCUUUGUUUACUGGUUAACAUUUCCUACCUGACUGUUCUGACACCCAGGGAAAUCCUCUCUUCAGAUGCUGUGGUUAUCACGUGGUCUGACAGAGUUGUCCCCUCGUUGACAUGGGUUAUCCCUUUUGCUAUUUCUGCCUCAUUAUUUAGCAACGUUCUGGUGAAUAUAUUUCAGUCAUCAAGAAUGACAUAUAUUGUGGGCCGAGAGGGCCAGCUGCCUUUGUUAUUUAAUAUGCUCAAUAUUCACUCCUCUCCAUUUAUAUCUGUGCUACUACUUAUCGCUAUGGCGUCUGUUGUGGUUGUCUCGACAAACCUAAUUGAUUUGAUAAACUAUCUUUAUUUUGCAAUUUCUAUUUGGUCUGUGUUAUCAAUGGUAGGACUACUGAAACUGAGAUACCGGGAGCCCAAUCUACCCAGACCUUAUAAGGUGUUUUUGCCAUUUCCAUUGGCAACAAUGGCCAUGAACCUGUGUAUGGUUUUGAUACCUUUGGUGAAGUCUCCACAUAUGCAUUACGUUUAUGUCUAUCUCUUUAUUCUCAGUGGACUUCUGUUUUGUAUAUCUUUAAUAUAUUUUCAAUGGAGGUUGGUUUGGUUUGAGAAGAUGACGUGCUAUUUACAAUUGCUAUUUAAUAUUUACCCCGAUGUGUCUGAUGAACAGAUGUUGAAGUAG